UCUUUUUUAUACAUUUACACUUAUAUUUUUGCUGACACAACCAUGAGUAAUAAUGAAGGUGUAGUUUACCAGAAUCGGUUCGAAAGAAAAGAGAAAUUAGGUAGUGGCUCUUACGGGAGUGUCUACAAAGUCUUUGAUCGACUUUACGGAGAGUAUUAUGCAAUCAAGAUUGAGCCUUACAAUACACGAGCUAAACGAGAAUUAAACGCGCUCAUUGCUGUGGAAGGCGAACCUGGGUUUCUAGAACUUAUUCACUAUUUCAAGGAGGGAAUGCUUACGCUGCAUAUUGUUUUUACUUUGGUGGGUACCACCUUACAUGACCAUAUCAAAAAGACCUUCCAAGAGAAAAAAGUCGAUUUAAAGACCGUUCUCCUUCUAGCAGAUCAAAUGAUUGAUCGUUUACGUACGUUACAUGGACGUGGUUAUGUACACCGAGAUUUGAAAACCGAUAAUUUCGCCAUGGGUUUGGAUUGUGAUAUAUCGACAUUGUACUUGUUGGAUUUAGGUUUGGUUAAACGUAUCAAGACUGAUAGCAAUCAUCAUAUUCAUAUGAAUUCGGGUCAUGACUUGAUUGGUAAUUCAAGGUACUGUAGUCUCAACAGCCACAAAGGAUACACAUUAUCAAGGAGAGAUGACCUUGAAUCCAUGGCAUACCUUUUAAUUAGUUUCUUAAAGGGUGGAUUACCGUGGUCUAGUUUACGAGAUUAUAGUGAUAUUUACCGCUUGAAGCGAGGAUCCGUCACUGAACUUUGUCGUGGUUUGGAUCCUGAAUUUGCCGAUUUCCUAAGAUAUGCUAGACAUCUUGACUUUAAGAGGAAGCCCGAGUACCAUUAUAUCAAGGAACUCUUUCGACGCGUGGCUGCUCGACAUGGUAUUGAAUACGAUGGUAUAUUUCCUUGGAUGAGUCCUGACGUUAUUGCUAAAAAGAGACAAAUGGCUGAAGAAAGAUCUACCAUGUUAAAAAAUAUCCUCUUUAAAUCCGAACAUUCUUUGGAUGGAAACCGUCGUAUUGAAUACAAUGGUAUUAAGCAUCUAACACAGUCCCAUGAUGACGCUUCUGCUGCUGCUGCUGCUGCUGCUGUUGAAACAACAGUAGAACCGUGUGCAAGUAACAUGCAUAUUGAAAAUAUGCCACCGGAGACUGCUCAAGAUGAAGAGCCGCCUGUACAUAUCAGCCACAUGGAUGUUGACAACACUGGUCACGAUGAUAACCUUUGUAAAGUGAAUGUUAAUAAAGAGACGCCUAUGGUGGAGAAUGUUGUCAAUCCUGAUGAUGAUAAAGAACCACCUGUAAAUAAUAGUGAUCAUGACAAUGCAAAGAAGGAUGAUCAAGAACCAGCUGUAAAUAAAAGUAGCGAUCCGGUAGACACACCCGAUGAGAAGCUCAUACCCAAUGAGGAAAGUGGUUUACCCAACGACACAUGUCCUGCGAAUAAGGAAGCAUUGUCUUCUGUCCACUCCAAUACCGUUUACAUGACCAGAAAACGUAAAGCUGAUGUCCUUGAUAAUAGUAAACCAAUUUAAAAAUUACUAUAUAUGUAGCUUUAAAAUAAAACAUAUAAAUAUAUAUAUAUAUAUAUAUAUAUA
Molecule: messenger RNA, 1587 nt
Organism: Mucor mucedo
Lineage: Eukaryota; Fungi; Mucoromycota; Mucoromycetes; Mucorales; Mucoraceae
Product: kinase-like domain-containing protein
Exons: 4
Coding region: 43-1524 (493 amino acids)
Biological process (GO): peptidyl-serine phosphorylation; signal transduction
Cellular component (GO): nucleus; cytoplasm
Molecular function (GO): ATP binding; protein serine/threonine kinase activity
Source: RefSeq, a predicted model, not a curated record